GAUACACUUGGAGGGAUUUUUAACACAGAAAAAGGAAAAAAAACAACCGCAUUUAAUAUGUUUAGGAUAUAUCAUAAAUAUUAAUGUUUAUGUAGUGGUGUUUUCUCGAUAAUAAAUUAAAAUACCUGAUUGCGUACUUUGCAAUACGAAACCAGAGUGCACAUGUACUAUCCACCGAUUUAUCCGCAUGAAACAAUAGCGAAACUGCUAACUAGCAACCGGCUACCUUAAGAGCUAUGUUUUCAGAUAAAAAGAACUUAACAUUGCGGCUAUGUAAGGCAGUUAAUGACGGCGAACCAAGGACUGUCGAGGCCCUGCUUUUGCAAGGUGCCAAUCCGAACCUCGUCCUCCGCAAAGGUGUCGCCGCCGUGCAUUUGGCUGUUGGUAAAGAGACCGAGAAGCGAAUCCGCUGCCUGAAGCUGCUGCUUCAGCAUGGUGCAGACCCCAACGCCAGAUCUGUGGAGGAUUUAACCCCUUUGCACGUUGCUGCUUUGUGGGGUUGCUAUCAGAACCUCAAACUGCUUUUACAAAAUGGGGGGAAUCCUAAUUUAGAGGACCAGGAUGGGAAUACAGCAACUGACUUGGCAAACCAGCAAGACAACCGCAAAUGUGCCCAGCUUCUGAAGGAAUAUCGGUCUUGGGAUGCACUGGGGACAGACGACAAUGAUCUGCCACAAUUCCAGUACUCUUUUUACCGUGGUCAAGAUUGCAGAGAUACUUCUCCCCACAGUGGAACAGUGGACAGCAGUGCUGGAUUACAUGACCUAUCCUUGCUGAGUGACUAUGGUGAGGGGCCCCUCAGCAGCACCAGACGAUCCUCCUCGCUGAACCUGUCUAGGAUCAAUAGCAGACCCUCCUGGAGAGGCAGGUCCCAGCUAUCAGGACUGCCAGACUUCACUGAUCUUCAGGGGCGUCGCACUCAGGAAUGGAACCAGGAGUUUAACAUGGAUCUAGCAGCUCCGUCCAUACUCAGCAGCACUCGGAUAUCAGCUGGUCAGCAGUCUUAUUCUGGGGUUUUGCCAGUGGUGGAGGAGAAAGAGUCCCUUGUUUACUCUCAAAAAAUGCAGUGCGAUCCUGUGAUACACAAAAGACCAACAAAUGAACUUCCUCCUCAGCCGGACCCACUUUACUCCUCAAGGUGCGCCAGCCGCAAAAGUGUAAGCUUUAAGGAUGUGGAUGACUACUUCCCUGUGUUUGCUGAUGAGUCACCCAAACAGAAUGAAAAUCAAAGCCACCACUCCUCAACUGACACAACAGUUGACUUCACAGACUACCCAGAAUUCCUGAAUUUAGAGCGCUUGGCAUCUGUCUCGCACAAUCAGGGAAUUGAUGUUACUUCUCCUGAUCAUGUCUUUGUUUUUUCCCGAGACAACCACUGUGCAAGUCCUGAUUUGGAUAAGACUGUGGUUGGAAACUGGCUAAUGGAGGGAAAAGAUGAGGGGGAGAAGGACAAUUGUGACUUGGCCAAGAUAAAAGGGCCUAUUCAACCUGUAUGCAGCUCCAGUGGUAGCAGUGGACCCAGUGAAUACAGCAGCUGUGACAGUGAUCCAUACACUACUGUUCUGGGGCCUUGCAUCCUUCACAGGAACACAUCGUUUAGUGAUGAUGAUAGGGAAACUGGGGCAAUGUCCCAACAAGAUCGAGGUUCUCCAGGAAUGGCCUCCCCAAAUAUACAGGUGUGCGAAGCAACAGAGCAGUCUGAAUCAGCAAAAUUACUGCUUAUUACUGAAAAGUCGUUGAAUACUGUUGAUUCAGAAGAGUAUAAAGGUGUCUUAGAUGUAAGUGGAAAAGGCACGGCUCUCCCCAAUAAGGCCAACAAGAGCACUUCAAAAGUAGCUGCCUGUCUUUCUCAAUUAAUUAAUGACCUGGUACUGUCUCCUAAGAGCCCUUCAGUAAAAUGUAAUGCAGAAGGUCUGAAAAAUGUGAAAAAAGAAGGUUCAGACAUCCCAGUUGAAGAACCUGAGUGGCCGUGUGAAGACAAAGGGAAAGUAUUGAGAGGAGUUAUGGAUCUUUCAAAAGGCUGUCGUGAGUCUUGUAGUGUUGAUGGAGAUGGGGGCUUGCUUCCUCUGAGCCCAUUUGUCACAGGGAGGACUCGCUCCAGGCUCAGUCGCAGCUCCUCCAGAGUCAGUAGUAACAUUGCAGAUUCCUCAGUCCAUUCGCUUUUUGAAGACUCCUUGCCUACGCCGAGCCGACUGCAGCUCCGCCAAACCAGAACGCCCAACAGUGGGAGGAUGCCCAGCAUCGCAGCAAAUAGCCAGUGCAGCAGUCCAGCACGUUUAAUGAGACGGGCAACCACAACGAAGGACACCAUGGUUCAUUGUUUCCAGGAAACUCAGACCAGAACUCUUCCAUCUGAAAGCCAGGCAGACACACUGAUCAUCUCUGAUAGUGCAGCUGACACAGUCAUCCUGGAGAAAGUCUGUGGAGAAAGUGCAACAAACUCCCUGGCAGAUGAGCAAGCAACAAGAUUAGGCUUCCUCAAUAGUCAUGGCAUGAAUGACACUGAGUUUCUCACGGAUGAUCGGUCCAGUUCAGAAGGGAAAGGACUCAUGCAGGAGUUGAGCUCGGGCGAAUCGCUGGAAGCGGCUUGGGGUAUCAAGGACAAAGAGUCUUUGAUCACUGAUGAUGGGGACACUGGGGACUCCCAGUUGGAAGUAGUCCCACACACACCAACAGCUAAGUACUGUUGCACAUCACCCGUGACGCCAGCAUCUGGGCGCACCAUGCGGUACAGCAUCAGUAGGCUCUCUGCCUCCCACAAGCCUCGGAGGCUGGCUGAUCUGUCUUACACCCCAGGUGGGAGGCCCCUGAUUCCCAGUGAGGAGCAGCCCGUUGAGUACCUGUACACUGAUAUCGAGAAGGGACACGAGCUGAUCGAAUGCCAUGUGCCGCCCACCACCAAUGUCACUCUUAGUUCUGAAACCAGUCUGGCCACAAGCGAUGACACCGUGCUGUACGACUGGCGUUCCCUGCAGCUCAGUCUUGGGAAAGGAAAGGAGAACGAGAAGCCCCAGGAGGAGAUUCUCCUGGAUACAGCAGGCCUGACAGAUAGGGAGCUAAGGAGGAGGUUGCAGGAAUUAGGAGAGCAGCCAGGACCCAUCAGCAGGUUCACCCGCCCAGCGUACAUCAACAAAUUGAAUAGUCUGCUUCAGAAGUCCAAGAACCAGCAGCUUGCUGCCCAUAACACAGGCUACAGUUUAGAACUGGCCAGUGCUCUGGAGACUUUCACCCUACCAAACUGCCAGGCUGAGGAGAUGGCCCUGUGCCAGCAGUUUGACCAACCUGACCAGAACAGGAAGUGGCGGGAAGGAAUCACCAAGUCAAGUUUUAAUUAUGUGCUGCUUGACCCAAGAGUGACGAAGAACCUACCAUCCCGUAGCUCAUGUAUAACACCCACAGAGUGUUUCCACGCCUUCGUCAAUGCCAUCUUCUACAUAGGCAAGGGGAAACGGUCCCGUCCAUACAGCCACCUCUAUGAGGCGCUGGAGUAUCACAGAGGGGACAAAACCUCAAAGAAGCUGUGCUCUAAGGUGCAGCACAUCCUGCAGGUGUGGGGGGCAGGCCAAGGGGUCAUCUCCCUGCACUGCUUCCAGAACGUCAUCCCCGUGGAGGCCUACACCCGCGAAGCUUGCAUGGUAGAUGCCAUUGGCCUAAAGAUGCUCACCAACCAAAAGCGUGGGGAUUACUAUGGCGUGGUGUCCACUUGGCCGUUGAAAAGGCGGCGCGAGCUGGGUGUUCACCUGCUCUAUCGCGCCAUGCAGAUCUUCCUGGCUGAGGGAGAGCGGCAGUUGCGACCGGCAGAUAUCUAAGUGACCACCAUUAGGACCGUGCGUGAGUGAGGUGACCCUGGCAGCAGUUAUGGACAAUCCUUGAUCUGUCCUCUGGACUCAGUUAAUAGCCUUUAUUCUAAAAAACUUAUAAUCAUGGUGAUGAUAUUGACAUUGAUUUAUUUUAUUUUUUUUACCUAAAUUACAGAUUCCACUCAAACACCACAAGGGGAGCUGCAGAACACUUUACUGCAUCACAUCUCUAAUCACCCCAGUAGAUAAAACUGUAGCUUCGGAUAAAGGCGUCUGCCAGUAAUUAUGUUAAAAGGAAAAACUGCGAGCAGCAGGAACAGACCAGGGUACUUCAUUCACUUCCAUGCACAGGCGAUGAGUGUUCAAUAUAUUCUUAUCGUUUACUUUUGUAGUCAUUUUAAUCCAGUUUUAAUUACUGAAUCAUUUUUAACAAUGGGAAAGUAUUUCACAUAGCUACAGAAAAAAAGUUGCAAAUGAAAUGGCAUUAAAAGCUUGCAGAGCACUGUAAUCUUAUAGGGUUAAACUGGAAUCUUAAAUCUUGGGAAUUGUGCUUUUUUUAUUUUCUCUCUGUAACGCUUCCUGUUGUCACUAUUUGGAAGUAGUGGUCACUGAAAUGGCAGUACCUUGCAUUUAGUAUUCUGUAUAUAGUUACAUAUUUGUUGCAAAGUGGUUUGAAGAUCUGAGUUCAGCUUGUGGAAAAAAAGUAGGUUAAUUUGCCCCAAAGCUAAAAAAAUGUUUCACAAUAACACCUUUUUAUAACCUGGUGUGUGUGUGUGUGUGUGUGUGUGUGUGUGUGUGUGUGUGUGUGUGUGUGUGUGUGUGUGUGUGUGUGUGUGUGUGUGUGUGUGUGUGUGUGUGUGUGUGUGUGUGUGUGUGUGGGGGGGGGGUGUUACCAUAGUUACUAUAGUUACUGGAUAUUGGCCAAAGUGUCACACUAUAGAAUGCACUGGAUAAAGAAGACACAUCUUUUGCUGUGGCAAGCAGGAAGUCAUGUCAGCUUUCGUUUAUGUUUAACAUUCAUGUUGUGUUGGAGUCACUGUCUGCAGCAAGUAAUCAUGUUACACUUUGUUCAGGGUUUAAGAUGAUCAGAUAGAGUGUAAAUCAUUCAGAUAAACCAUAAUUAAUGAUCAUCACAGGUGUGGAAAUGAUCACAAUAUGAUUACAACUCUCAGUAGACAUUACUGCCUUUAUUUGCAGUCGCAUGGAUAAGCAUUAGACACACAUCUGUUCAGAUAUUUUUGUAGGUAAUUAAAAAGUAUAAAUGAGCUGUA
Molecule: messenger RNA, 5071 nt
Organism: Brienomyrus brachyistius
Lineage: Eukaryota; Metazoa; Chordata; Actinopteri; Osteoglossiformes; Mormyridae
Gene: ankle1
Product: ankyrin repeat and LEM domain containing 1
Exons: 9
Coding region: 237-3809 (1190 amino acids)
Molecular function (GO): protein binding; endonuclease activity
Source: RefSeq, a predicted model, not a curated record